CAGAGAUUGGAAACACAUCCAUUCCGCCCUGUUUGUUUCUAGACGUAUUUAUUAGAACCGUGUGACUUUACCAUGGCAGAAUCCUCCGGGCCGACGGCAGGGGGAGGAGCCACCUCCAGCACAGUAACCACCGAGAGCGACACGCAACCGGAACACCGCUCUCUGACACUGAAGCUGCGAAAGAGAAAGCCUGAUAAGAAGGUGGAGUGGACUUGUGACACAGUGGACAAUGAAAACCUUGGUAGACGAUCAUCCAAGUGCUGCUGUAUCUAUGAGAAGCCAAGACCAUUUGGAGAGAGUUCAUCUGAAAGUGAGGAUGAGGAUGAUUGCUGCGAGAGUGCUCACUGUAUCCGUGGCCAUAAAAAGGCAACAUCUGGAUCCAAAGAGACACCCUCUUCACAUCAUGACAAAACUGGCAGCAUGCAACACUAAUGCAGAAAAGAGAGUGAGACAAGGCUUCUUUGCAGUUAGUGAUGCCAAGAAGGUUGAUGUCUCUCGCACCAUGUAACAAGCUCUUUUGGUUAUGGAGAGAACAACAAACAUUAUAGUACUGUCUUUGUAUUGGGCUAGCAUGAACUGAGAGUGACUGUCUCUGCUGCCCCUGUACUAAAAUGACUCUAAAUUAGUAAAUGGGGAGAGUUUGAGUCUAGAAAGAGUUGCAAUGCUUUCUCUAAAUUACCAUAGAGAGUGCUGCAGAGAAGAGGAGACUAUGGCUUGCUUGUUUACAGAACAACUAUUGACAAUAUAUAUUAGCAAUGCCCAUCCAUCAGCCUUCCUCCUGUUAAACUACACUUUUCAGUAAUUCUGUGCAGCUGAAAGGCCUGUAGUUCAACAGCAGCAGGAACCCCAAAGGUUUUCCAUCCCUAUCUAUCUAUCUAUCUAUCUAUCUAUCUAUCUAUCUAUAUAUCCAUCUAUCUAUCAUCUAUCUAUCAUCUUUUGUGCAAGUCCCUCUCUUCCUAGGUGCCUCUGUGCCAUUUUUCUUUUGCUGGAUUUCAUUGACUCACUGAAUGUAUGGGCUUUUCUAACUUGUCAAUUCAGUUUAAACUAAUGUACCCUCAUGAAUGUAUCUGGAAAGAAAAUGAAUGUCCCCUACAAAUUUAAGUAAUCCUGAUGACAGCUUGUGAAACAUGAUAUAAAAGAUAUAUUUGAAUAUAAAUAGUCUGCCUGGAAAGCCUGUUGUAGUGACAAUUGUCUGAUUAUGUAUUGCAACAUGUUGCGCUAUAAAGUUAUUCUAUUAUGCCAGUAACAACUUUGUGUUUCUUAUACUGCCUAUGGCAAGCUAUUAUUAUUAUUAUGGUCCUUCUUUUAUUAUCGCCUAAAACAGUCUCUUUUUGUUUAAGCUCUUUCUGCAUGCACUUUCUACACACCGGAUUAAGAUGGUCUUGAAACUCAUUUUAUUAAGCAUUUUGUGUUACAAACUCUCAGUACACCUUUUAUUGAGUUUUUCUAUAGAGAUGUUCUUUAUUAUGUAUAUUGUGCUUUAUUUUUCUUUUUGAAAUUAAAUAUUUUUGUUUGAUAUACUUGAA
This is a messenger RNA of Xenopus tropicalis (tropical clawed frog), 1526 nucleotides long. RefSeq names its product protein phosphatase 1 regulatory inhibitor subunit 11 (gene ppp1r11). Gene Ontology annotation, molecular function: protein serine/threonine phosphatase inhibitor activity; ubiquitin protein ligase activity. The record is from RefSeq and is marked provisional. Bases 73 to 432 code for a protein of 119 amino acids. Lineage: Eukaryota; Metazoa; Chordata; Amphibia; Anura; Pipidae. Gene Ontology annotation, biological process: protein ubiquitination. The transcript has 3 exons.